CAAAAUUUUCUACCUCAAGAAAAUAACUACCUAUGUAUGUAUAUAUGCAAACACCCCACCUCAAACAUUUGUGAUACACUAAGAGAAGAGAAGACAAGAAAGAAAUUUCACCCUAAAAUGGCAAGUUUUACACAAAUCGCAGUUGUGUUGGGCGUCGCCCUACUCGUGUCCGCGGGCAACGCCCAACCCACGGUGCAGUUCGUGGUCGAGGGCGAAGUGUAUUGUGAAGUCUGCCGCACCAACUUCAUCAACAGGCUCAGUGAGCCUAUGGCAGGUGCGACGGUGCGCUUAGAGUGCCGAGGAGAGGAGGUGACGAAUGUAACAUACAAACUGGAGGGCACAACUGACCCGGCCGGCCACUACCAGCUGAACGCCACCGGCGACCACGGCACCGAGGAGUGCGCCGUCACACUCGUCAAGAGCAGCCGCCCCGACUGCGACAUCAUCCCUAACGAGGGCUGGGCCAUCGAGCCUACGGCAAAGGUCACGCUCACCAAAAACAGCGGCUUCCACGACAACAAGCGCCAUGCCAACCCGCUUGGCUUCACCAAGAAGGAGCGGAAUCCCGGCUGCGCCGACCUCUUCAAGGAGCUCGAGCUCAGCCCCGAAGGUCUCGCGGUUUGAUCGCUCUAAUGUCUCUUCAUCAUUUCUUUUUAUUACUUUAUUUGUAGUUAGAUCACGUGCAACAUCUUAAUUUUGAGUAUGUGUAUGUAUGUACUUAUUUAAUUCACUCUCUUGCUUGCAUUGAGAGAUAAUAAAAACUCAAAUCAAUUUCAAGAUUUA
Messenger RNA from Salvia miltiorrhiza (redroot sage), 783 nucleotides. RefSeq names its product major pollen allergen Pla l 1-like. Bases 37 to 624 code for a protein of 195 amino acids. Lineage: Eukaryota; Viridiplantae; Streptophyta; Magnoliopsida; Lamiales; Lamiaceae. The transcript has 2 exons. The record is from RefSeq and is a predicted model, not a curated record.